AUGGUGGGCUCGGAUCCGGAGCCUGACAUCGCCGAGCUCUUCUGCCACUACAACGCCCUCUACUUCGAGGACUCCCUCGGCGCGUGCGCCGUCUCCUGGGCGGAGGAGCCACUCCCCUACGGUGAUACAAGUGGCUGUGAGUAUUAUCCUGGCGGCGGUGGCUGUAUUGUACUUCUUUCGAAGUCCUUGUAUGAAUUUCACACAUACUCCGAUCUGAAGAAUGUUUUGCUCCAUGAGAUGAUUCAUGCCUAUGUGUGCAUCAAAGAUAAUAACACUAGCCAUAGUAACCAUGGUCCAAACUUUCAGAAGUUAAUGAAUACAAUCAAUUCCAGCUCUGUACCAGAUCGUCAUCGUCCUCUUGGUGGCUACAACAUAAUUACGCUCCAUGAUAUCAGAAAGAAAUGUUAUAAAUACAAAGUAAGUAUCUGGACUUGUGACGUCUGUGGAGAUUUUGUUAGAUCAACCAAGAUCAGAGGACCUUCACAUGAUGACUGCAUUGAGAGAAUGGGUGCUAAUUCCUCGUGCCCAAAUUCAGCUUGUCAAUGGCAUAGGCACAAGAAGGGGUGCUCCGGUAGCUAUUAUAGAGUUGGAAAAUCAGCUCCAGGCUGUGCAGAACUAGGGGGUUCAGUAGCUUCAGCUGAAGAAACACUUGAUGAACGCAAGGCUGCCAAAUCAGCCAGUGGAAGUUGGCAUGCCAAACAUACAUCAAAUAAGUCAGGGACAAGCAAUAAGCAUGAACUGGAAGAUGCACCAGCUGAGUUCCAUCAUUCUACUAAUGAUGCAGUCGACAAAUCAGGACUGGGCUCCUCUUCAGGGGACAGGUGUAAUAAGAAAAUCAAAUUAUCCAAGGACAUUCGCUUUGGCAACCUGACUGGCACAACUGUUCAGGAAGCACCAAAGCGACCAAGAACAGAUACAGCAAAAAGGAACCAAGAGUGCAGCAGACAAAAGAAAAGGAAAACCAGUAAGUGGGAUGGAUCCUAUUCAAUAAUAGUCGAGCGGUUGAAUUAUUACUGUUUCGAUGAUUCAGAUGAAGAUGAGGUACCUUUGAUCAAUAAAAGAACCGAAAUGAGAAAACGACAAAGGUUACUGAAAAAUUCUCAGGCAACAGAAUCAAACGAUGGUAGAAAGGAUGUGUGUUUUGAUUCUUGUUCUCAAGGCUCAGGGGACAAGAACAUAUCUGAAAGUGCGCCUGCUUCUCAAGUCGAAGAACGGUCGUUGCCAGAUCAUCUUGUGCAUAAUCGUGUAGCUGCUCCAGGUCAAACAGACCAUGAAACUGUGGACUGCGCAAUUGGUGAAAUUGUGGACAUUUCAGAUGGGUAA
Molecule: messenger RNA, 1323 nt
Organism: Triticum turgidum subsp. durum (durum wheat)
Lineage: Eukaryota; Viridiplantae; Streptophyta; Magnoliopsida; Poales; Poaceae
Source: the annotation of a GenBank genome assembly